Messenger RNA from Bipolaris zeicola 26-R-13, 720 nucleotides. RefSeq lists its product as uncharacterized. Bases 1 to 720 code for a protein of 239 amino acids. The record is from RefSeq and is a predicted model, not a curated record. The transcript has a single exon. Lineage: Eukaryota; Fungi; Ascomycota; Dothideomycetes; Pleosporales; Pleosporaceae.
AUGUCUCUUGACGACAUUCGGCAUUUUUUUUGCGAAUCCUCAGUCUAUAUCCAUACCAUCUUCGUUGAUGCAUCGAAUGAUAAGCAUUGUUUCUUAGCACGACGCGCUGAGGAUAAUCACCAAUUACUUUUGAUCCACUAUACUGCUUUGUGGACUCCAACAUCCAGUAUUACAUUCCCAGCUUAUAGACAAGUGAGCAGUAUGUUGUCCACUCGGCCUUGCCGGUCAAUUCAUGCUCCUUGUAGCCGAUAUCCGGAGUGGGUUACCAGCAGUGAGCGGGGUCAUAGCGUCCUCCGGGAGGAUGAGCUGUCGAUGAAGAGCGAUCUGAUGCUGGAAACCUCUUGUAGCCGCGCCACUGUGCGUGCUCCCAGAGACGCUAUUCGCCAAUUCUCAAUUUAUGACACCCACGCUGGUGCUAGCCUCCGCAUGGCUCCGACGGUUCGCGUGGCUUCUGCCACUAUCACCUCCUCCAGCAUUACAAAACCCUGGUGUCGGUGUAUUGAAUUCUUUCAAAUGGGAAAUAAAGCCCAAUGCUACGCUAUAGCUCUGAUGAAAUUCUUAGACCCUGCCUGCAACGAAACCGUGACUCUCAAGUCGUCACUAUGUCGGCACCAGCGCCUUGCGAAUUUGUACAAUGGACUUUUCGUCAAGUCCAUAUCCGUGCGUGCACGUCCACUGGUUCGAUUUAACGAUUAUAUACAAGGAGACAUAUGGAAUUGA